Molecule: messenger RNA, 978 nt
Organism: Leishmania braziliensis MHOM/BR/75/M2904
Lineage: Eukaryota; Euglenozoa; Kinetoplastea; Trypanosomatida; Trypanosomatidae
Exons: 1
Coding region: 1-978 (325 amino acids)
Source: RefSeq, a predicted model, not a curated record
AUGGGAGGCAUUCAGUCAGCCGUGACAUCGACUCGGCUCUCCUUUGAUCUCCUGGGCUACAGUCAUGGUCUCGAAGAGCUCAUCUUGUUGUACUGGUGGGUGAUUGUGCUCGCCAAUCUCGUGCUCUUUGCAUUUGCGAAGCACUCGCUCAAGUGCUGGGAGCUGCGCCAGGAUCGGCGUCGGCUGCAGUGCUGCUACAUGCGUCACUGCCAACGCCUUCAUGCGGCACGGGAGUUGAAUUCUAGGACAACAGACUUCUCACACAGUGCACAGGCUGAGGGAGCAGCAGCAUCAACACGUACUACGCCAACGACCUCUUCGCCGUCAAGCAAAGAGCUGACCGAGACAGGGACAGCGACAAACUUCACCGUUGACUCCAUCAGCAAGAGGGAAAACACGAAGCUCAGGCACCCUCUCUAUGCUCCGAUCGUACUAAAGGCAGACGAAGAUAUCCCAUCACCAAAGGUAGCCGAUCUGACUGCAGAGGCUGUUCUACACAGCAGUCGAAAUGAGCCACAUGGGGCGACUGCGGCUGUGCAGACAAAUGAUUCUCGCCCACCGUCGUUGUUGCUUAAAGUCCACUCCGCCACUUCUGACCUCUCAUUCUCGUCGUCGCUAUCCUCGACAGCGCAGCCAACCAACUCGGCAACGAAGUGGCUGCUGAAUAGGUUCGGCUUCAUGUCGUCCGGGAUGAGCCAAGGCAGCGAGGACAGAUUUGAUAUUUGCCGGCACAGCAACAGCAGCGACAGACUCUCCCGGCUGAGCAACUGCUGCCCACGUUACAGCGAGGACGAGCAGCGUCUGAUUGAUAAGAAGCGGCAGGAAAAUGUACAUGCGUGGAUGGAGGCGAAGCGCGCCUUAGUGCUAACUGAGUCGCUUGCAGCGGGCUCUCGUGGAGUGACACCGUUGUCCUCAGUCAGUAGGUGCACCAUGCCGCCGUGCGAAAAAGAGGCAAUGAAGACUGAGCUUGUCUCUUGA